CCGGCGCAGUGGGGCCAAGGUACCGGGGAGAUGCCGGGCCGGCGCUGAGGGCUGCGGCCGGGGCAGAUGGAGGCGGGGCGCGGGCCGGCCCGGGCGGCAGGCGGUGUGCGGCAGGGAUGAGGAGCCGCCGGCGGGCGUUCUCAGCGGUGAUGCGCCUCUGUGUGAAGUGCCUGCGGGUGGGCCGGUGGCGCAGGGUCAGGCUGGCAUGGCGGGCGCAGCAGCUGUGGCGCUAUGGGCACCUCUGCCUGCGCUCCCUGCUCUACAACUCCUUCACCAACAGCGACGUGGUGCUGGACUCCCUCUUCGAGCCCAUCUACUGGCUGGUGGAUCACGUCACUCGCUGGUUCGGUGUGGUGUUCGUGGCGCUGGUGAUCGUGCUGACAAGCUCCAUCGUGGCCAUUGUCUACAUCUGCCUGCUGCCCCUCAUCCUGCAGAGCUACCCGCCCGGCUGGAUCUGCUGGCACCUCGUCUACGGCCACUGGAACCUGCUCAUGAUCCUCUUCCACUACUACAUGGCCAUCACCACCCCGCCAGGGCACCCCCCACAGGCCAAGAGCAACACCGUGGCCGUCUCCAUCUGCAGGAAAUGCAUCUCCCCCAAGCCUGCCCGCACGCACCACUGCAGCAUCUGCAACAGGUGUGUGCUGAAGAUGGACCAUCACUGCCCGUGGCUGAAUAACUGCGUGGGACACUACAACCAUCGCUACUUCUUCUCCUUCUGCCUCUUCAUGACCAUGGGCUGCAUCUACUGCGGCAUCAGCAGCUGGGACAUGUUCCGGGAGGCCUAUGCUGCCAUUGAGAGAAUGAAACUGCUUGAGAAGGAGAGACUGCAGGUGGCUGCCAACCAGACGUACUACCAGACACCGCCCCCCACCUUCUCCUUCCGCCAGAGGGCCUUCCACAAGAGCAUAGUCUACCUCUGGGUCCUGUGCAGCUCCGUAGCACUGGCCCUGGGGGCCCUCACGCUGUGGCACGCUGCCCUCAUCAGCCGAGGGGAGACCAGCAUCGAGAGACACAUCAACAAGAAGGAGAGGCAGAGGCUGCAGAAGAAAGGCAGAGUGUUCAGGAACCCCUACAGCUACGGCGCCUGGGACAACUGGAAGGUGUUCCUGGGAGUGGACACACGCAGACACUGGCUCAUCCGUGUCCUGCUGCCUUCUACACACCUGCCCCAUGGAACUGGCCUGAGCUGGGACCGGCCUCCCUGCGUGACAGAGCCACGUGCACCUCUCCUGGCCAUCUAAUGGACAUCGGGGCAGAGGCGCAGGUUGUGGUACCCGCCCCCCAGCCCGGGCCAGCAGAGCCUGGAACCAGCAGAACCUCCUCGGGGUGUCCUCCGCUCACUGACCCCUCCAGCAAGCCCCAGCGUGGCUGCAGGCAGCUCGCGGUGCCUGGGGGUGACAUGCUGCGUUCUGGAGACACAGGGACAGGUGGGCAGCAUGUGCAGGGUGGCUCUCUGCGGGGCUGAGCCCGUACCCCACGGCACCUGCAUGUGGGGCAGGGCCCAGGGCACUCACACGUACAGGACAGCAGAGACUCCCCAGCUGGCACUCAGGGCAUGGAGCUGCUGGGGGCCUCUCUUCUUCCCUCCCCCACAGGGGAUUUUAAAUGCCAGAAAUAAAAAAAAAAGUUUUCACUAA
This is a messenger RNA of Caretta caretta (loggerhead turtle), 1640 nucleotides long. RefSeq names its product zDHHC palmitoyltransferase 16 (gene ZDHHC16). NCBI's taxonomy places the organism in Eukaryota, Metazoa, Chordata, Testudines, Cheloniidae. Gene Ontology annotation, molecular function: palmitoyltransferase activity. The record is from RefSeq and is a predicted model, not a curated record.